AAUUUUAAAUGCCAAAUAUUAUAAAACGAUUGUGCAAGUGUGCUGGCAACAUACAACAAUAAAAUUCCAAUGUCGCAGCCAGCAACAGCAACAGCUAAUGUCAAUCUGGCAAUGCCGGCAAUAAAUAGUUCUGACAAUGGUCGCAAGCGGUCUUUGUCGCUUACAUCACGAUCGGAGCCCAAAUCGAUAAUCGAGAUACACAUAUCGAAUGAGACAACGUUGAACAGCAGCAGCAGCAGCAACAGCAAACGCGCCAACUUGGAAACAGAGUCACAAACAGAGAUGGAACAGCAGCAGCAACAGCAGCCGGACAAUGUUAUCGGGCUGAACGUUGAGGAGCAACAGCGCGAUAACGAUAACAGAGCCAGCUGCUCGAUAUUCUUGCAGCAUUUGCCAUGCUUCAAGCUGCAGCAAUCGAUAACCAAUUGUCGCGAAUGUCGACGUCGUCAUGCAACGGGCAGCAGCAGCAGCAAUGAUAGUGGCAGCAACAUCAACAGCAGCAUUGGCAAUAACAUCAGCAGUAGCAGUAACAGCAGCAGCAACAAUGAUAUCUACUGUCGCUUCUAUGAGUUUCGACGCCUGCAAUAUAAUGCAGCUGGCGAAUUGAGGGUUGCCGGCUUUCCCAAUCCGUACAAGGAGCCAACUAGCAUCGAUUACACCAUUUGGCAGCCGGACGAGAAGACUGCGCCCACCGCUGGCUUUAUGGAUAUACAGGUGUGCCGCUAUAUACUGUUGCAUGCCGGCGAUCAAUUCUGUUAUCUGUGGCGACAGGAGGCGGAAGCACUGAAACUUCACCAGAAUCCGGAUGGGACAAUUGCAUGGAAGAAGGCUGUCCAGGGCACACGGGAAAUAUGCGAUGUAUGCGAUACGACGCUCUUCAAUUACCAUUGGACUUGCCGCAAGUGUGGCUUUGGUGUAUGCAUCGAUUGCUUCAAGGAUCGCAAGGAGGGCCUACAGAAUAAUAGACGACGUGUGGGCGAGGCACAGCGUGGACAUGACGAAUACCACUGGCUGCUGUGCACCGAUGAUAAACAGAAGGAGGAGCAACAGCAGCAGCACACGUUGCCCGAGCUGAUGUUGACGCAGAUCAUAGCGGGAGAUGCGUUAAAUGUGCUCGGACGGCUGUUGCACGAGGUGCGUACGUUGUGGCAGGUGCCGCAGGUGUGUGGCUGUUUGCUGAGCAAACAGCAGGUGAGCGAUGAACAGCUGACCCAGCUCAUACAGGAUAUGAUCAAGGAGUCGCAACUGAAGCAACAGACGAGCGCCUCCUCGCUGGCCACCGCACAGAAGGUGCAGCAGCAGCAGCGUCUCGAGCAGUUGCAUGCCAAGAAAUUGGAAUUUGCGCGCAAAAAUGGCAUCGACUAUGUGCCGGGACGUGUCUGGACAAAGGAGACACUUGGCAAGGAUCCAAUAACGAGCGCCUUUGACAAUUUCAAGCAUAUCAAUUUUUUGCGCAAAGGACUCGCCGGAUUGCGACGCUUUCUACCGCCGCGCGCCAUGACGCUGGCCCACUCCACACAGCUGGCGCCGGGCGUGCCACAUGAGUGGCUCUGCGAUGGCAAAUUGUUGCGUCUCACGGAUCCCAUGCAUCCCGACAAUCGAGUACUGUACCAGGAGGUGUGGAAAUGUGGACAGCCUGUCAUGAUUUCGGAAGUGGCACGUUCCCUCAACCUGGACCUUUGGCAUCCGCAGGCGUUCUGCAGUGAUUUCGGCGAUAAGCCUAAUGAUUUGAUUAACUGUCUCAAUGGCAAUCUGGUGCCCAAUCAGCCGAUGCGUCAUUUUUGGGAGGGUUUCCAGUGCAUGCACAAGCGUCUGCUCGAUGUGAAUGGGAAACCGAUGCUGCUCAAGCUCAAGGAUUGGCCACCGGGCGAUGACUUUGCUGAGAUUUUGCCCACACGUUUUGCGGAUCUGAUGCGAGGAUUACCCAUGCCGGAAUAUACGCUACGCACCGGUAAUCUGAACAUAGCCAGCUGUUUGCCCAAAAUGUUUGUGCCGCCCGAUUUGGGACCGAAGAUGUAUAAUGCUUACGGUUCGGCAUUGCAUCCGGACAAGGGCACCACCAAUUUGCAUCUAGACAUUUCGGAUGCCGUCAAUAUAAUGGUGUAUGUGGGUAUACCCACAGACGAGGACAGCAAGCCACAAUUGGCGGCCACACAGCGUGCAAUUGCAUUGGGUGGCUGUGAUUACAUCACCCGGGCACGCUGCCAAUUGCCGGACGUGCUGCCGGGUGCAUUGUGGCACAUAUUCCCGGCACGGGAUGCGGACAAGAUACGCGAUCUGCUUAAUCGUGUGACGCUGGAGAAGGGCUUUCGGCUGGAGCCUGAUCACGAUCCCAUACACGAUCAGAACUGGUAUCUCGAUGACAAGUUGCGAGCGCGUCUCUUUAAGGAAUAUGGCGUUGAGGGCUAUCCGAUUGUUCAGUGCCUGGGAGAUGCGGUCUUCAUACCGGCGGGUGCACCGCAUCAGGUCCAGAACCUGCACAAUUGCAUCAAGGUGGCCGAGGAUUUUGUGUCGCCGGAGAAUAUUACGCACUGCUACCAUCUGACGCACGAGUUCCGACGCCUCUCGCACUCGCACACCAAUCACGAGGACAAGCUACAGAUUAAGAAUAUCAUCUAUCAUGCCAUCAAGGAUUGUUGCACCAUUUUGACCCGGGCGCUGAAUGAACGCAUCGAUCUCGAAAUGGCCAAGAUCCAAGCCGAGCUGUAGAUGAUGCGUGCUUCUAUUUUCAUUAUUCAUUUCAUUCAUUAUGUAUUCAAACGAAGAUUUUGUCAAGGCAUUGAAAUGAUGCUAUAUAUAGAUUAAGUUCAAAUUUCAAAUAAAUGCAAUAUACCAUACAAUAAAAUGUCGCAUUUUUGAUGUACACAAAAUUGUACAUCGCGAAAUAAUAUUUACCUUAAUGCGGAACUCAAUAAAAAGUUGGAAUCAAUUAUAAAA
Molecule: messenger RNA, 2937 nt
Organism: Drosophila grimshawi
Lineage: Eukaryota; Metazoa; Arthropoda; Insecta; Diptera; Drosophilidae
Gene: Kdm3
Product: lysine-specific demethylase 3A
Exons: 2
Coding region: 70-2709 (879 amino acids)
Biological process (GO): regulation of transcription by RNA polymerase II
Cellular component (GO): histone deacetylase complex; chromatin
Molecular function (GO): histone H3K9 demethylase activity; chromatin DNA binding; transcription coregulator activity
Source: RefSeq, a predicted model, not a curated record